Messenger RNA from Erigeron canadensis, 1026 nucleotides. Its product is annotated as pathogen-related protein-like. The record is from RefSeq and is a predicted model, not a curated record. The transcript has 4 exons. Lineage: Eukaryota; Viridiplantae; Streptophyta; Magnoliopsida; Asterales; Asteraceae. Bases 102 to 821 code for a protein of 239 amino acids.
GUUUGCUUGGACCAAUAAACGUGGCUUACUCACAAACUCAUUCACGUCAUAGUAUAUAAGGUAGGAACCUGUGUAAUGUGAACAGCUAAACCUAUAUAACAAUGGAACAAUACAAAGGUUCAGAUUUAGACAAAUAUAGAAGUUUCAUGGGUGCAGAUAGUGAGAAGAACACUACAUGGAAGUAUGGUACCCCUCCUAACUUCGAUGCAGCCAACAAACUCUUUGAAGAAGGGAGAACGAAGAUAUGGCCAAUAGGUUCAUUGGAAGAGCAAGUUCAGAAUCUUGUGAAAACAUGGGAAAUGGAGAUGUUUCACAAAAUGAAACCCGAAGAUUUUAAAAGUGUUGAUGUAACUAAGCUGACACUUUCUGUUAAUGGUAGGAAACCUUUAACACAACAUGAUGUUGCUAAAAUGGGUGGAGGAUACAAUAUGUUUCUUCAAACAUCAUUUCCGGAGGAACUACGAUUGUACAAUCCAGAAGAAGAAAGUGUGGAUACAGCUCAUAAAAUCUUCACAACUACAUUUCCUCGCGGUUUUGUUUUGGAGGUUCUUGAAGUUUACUCUGGUCCACCAAUAAUUGCGUAUAAGUUCAGGCAUUGGGGUUACAUGGAUGGUCCAUUCAAAGGUCACAAACCUACUAAUGAAUUAGUAGAAUUGUUUGGUGUCUCCAUUCUCAAGUUGGAUGAAGAAUUCAAGAUUGUGAAGAUUGAGUUUUUUUACGAUAGAGGAGAGCUACUUGCUGGAUUGAUUAAGGGUGGAAGAGAAACCGACUUGGGAGAUUUGACCAUCGAUGUAGGGUCCUCCAAAUGCCCUUUUUCUUAAUAUAUGCCACCAGUUUUACUUUUAAAGGGCUAGUGUAUAAAUGUAUCUAUUUUAGAAAUCCAUUUACUUAAACAAAUCAUGUUAUGGUUGGUACUAGUUUUAAUACGUGUACGAUGUACGAUAACUGUAUAGAUUGUAUUAUAAGAAAUUCAAAUAUGCCUCAUACAUGAUUCGUGAGUAUGAAAUAAAUUGUGGUUAAUGUAAA